AUGGCCCAUGAACCGCCGACGGAAGAGGUCUACAGCCUUGAGGAGGAGCCUGGGCGGCUAGGCUCAACCGCGCCUUCGCCAAGUACCUUCCUGGAAGAGCUUACUCGGAUGUUCGGCAAGGAGAUGACUCCAGACCCAGACUGGGCAAAUCAGAUGCAGGAACCGAAUGCCUCGCAGCAGAGCCUGUCAAGCGAAGGAGCCGGCAGCCCAGAUGUUCAGGUGGAGGUAGAUGGAGCUGGCGACGUCAUUCCUGUGCAAGGAGAAGCCCAAGAAUUCAUGGGUGUCGCAGCUGCAGCAGCAGCACCUCUACCCGCAGCGCGUCCCGACAUUGUGGCCUGGUACAGAAGCGAGGACUGCGCAAAAGCUUGGAAGAGUUCCGUCGGUGCUUGGAAAGGUCGCUUGACCAAGGGCGAUGUUCAGUGCCUCUUCCAUCUUGGAGAGGGAGCCAGGAAUCCUGUCAGGUUCUUAGAUGGAAUGAUCGAGUCAGGCUAUGAUUUCGGCGAGAUCAUGACAGGUCAGGACUACACCAUCUGUUCCAUCACCCGGUACACAAGCGAUUUUCACGGAGACCAGCAGCGCAUUCUCACGAACAAUAAUCCGAAUUUCCUUCACGGGCACCAUGCUUCACGUGCUGGCAUCGCCUACUCCUCAAAGUGGGUGACGAACGAAAACGUGGCCAUCACCGACCCGACCGAGCGUCAGAAAUGGCUUGUGAUGUGUUUCAGCCGGGCAGGAAUUGUCAUGAGGGGCACGGAGAGGAAAAACAUCGCAGCGCAGGAAGGCGGGACAUAUCACAAGAAUUUUAACGUCUACAUCAAUGAGGGGUACUUGAACGAGGUCUCAGAUUUUGGGGCGAUGGAGUUGAUCACAUGGAGGCGGUCACUCACUGAACCGGAGCUUUGGCACAGCAUGCACUACCUGAACUGGAGACUCAAGAUUGGACUUCAGCCUGCAGCUCAGUCGGCGAUGGUGGCCUGGUUCAAGAGCGAGAAUGCCAAUCGAGUGUGGCCGAGUUCCGUGGGGACUUGGCAAGGCCGUGUAACCAAGGGCACAACGGAUGUCAAGGUCGAACAGAAACACAAGGAUUACUUUGGGAGAACACCCGGGCCGAAAUGGACCUACCUUGCCGGCAGCACCGUGUGCGGUUAUGAUUUCGGCGAGAUCAUGACUCCGGACUUUACGAUUUGUUCGGUGACCCGUUAUCUGAACAAGUUCAACCAGGCACGCAUUCUCUCGAACUUUCAUCCGAAUUUCCUUCACGGGCACCAUCACAAGCGUGUUGGAUUGGCUCACUACUCCACGUGGGUCACUGCACACCCCCACCCCCCGGAGGUCGGCGAUACUGAGUGGGUUGUAAUGUGCGGCAACCGGGAAGGUUUGGUCAUGAGCGGCCUGGAUCGGACCAACAAAGGAAAGCACCCGGGCGUGAAGUACCACAAGAACUUCAAUUUGUACAUCAACGAGGGUCUGAAUGAGGUGUCGGACUGGGGUGUGAUGGAGGUCAUUACCUGGAAUCGGCCACUCACAGAGGAAGAAAUGUGGACGAGCAUGGUUUACCUGCUCUGGAAAGUUCACAUUGGCAACCACUGA
Messenger RNA from Symbiodinium necroappetens, 1590 nucleotides. The record is from the annotation of a GenBank genome assembly. NCBI's taxonomy places the organism in Eukaryota, Dinophyceae, Suessiales, Symbiodiniaceae.